AUGAUUGUGUCCUCUACAUUCUUCAGCAUGGAAGAAAUUGAACAACUUAAGACCAGUUAUAACACUGGGGGGCUGGAAGCAGUUAUCCCAGUGAUAAAGUAUAAAUUAGAUGACCUGGAUAAUGCUCCAGUUAAUAUUGCCAUUACAGGUGAAGUGGGCUCAGGGAAAUCUACCUUUAUCACCGCUCUGCUAGGCUUGGAGGCAAGUGAGGAGGGAAGAGUCAGCAAUGAUGAAGCCAAUAGAGAGGCGAUUGUAUAUCCGCACCCUAUUCUGCCUAAUGUUAAAUUCUGGGAACUUCCAGGAAUGGACUCUUCUGACCUGCAACUAAGCGAUUACCUAAAAAUGGCAGAUGCUGAAGGGUACGACAUGUUUAUCGUCGUGUCAGACUGUUGGUUCAAAGGAGAUGACGGGGAGCUUGCUGAAGCCAUUCAGCAGGAGGGCAAACCGUUCUUGUUGGUCCAGUCUAAAACUGACAGACAGCUCCCCACCGGGGGAUUGGAGAGUGCGGCUUUUAACGAAGAAUUGCAAAAGCUCAGGGCGGACUGUGUCACCAACUUAGAGGAGAGGGGGAUAACAGGCCCCUCUGUUUUCCUCAUUUCAGGUUUCCACCAAGACAAGUUUGAUUUCCCUGCUCUAAAGGUCACCCUCGGCAACGGCCUGCGAAAUAUAAAGAAGGUCGCCUUCCUGCUCUCCCUCCCGAACAUAACCUCCCGGGUUAUAGAAGAGAAGAAGAAGAUGUUGGAGAAAAGGAUUUGGAUGACGGCGGCACUUGCUGGGGCGGUCGGAGCAGUACCAGUUCCUGGCUUGUCCUUUGCCACUGGCACUGGGCUGCUCGUUGCAGGGCUGGUGUACCUCUGGCAUCACUUGGAUCCACGGGAGAAGUGUUUGCAAGCGCUGGCUGCCACAGCCGGUAAGCCCUUGACAGUUCUGCGAACUGAAAUUCAGUCACCAGGUAAAAUAUCCCGAGCACUAGUGCGAAUACUGCUCUGCAUCACUGCUAUUGCCUGUACGAUAGCCGAGGUGAAGUUUGACUUCACACCACUGAUAGUUUCUGUCUUGGGAGCUGUCUCAUCUUUUAGUUUCACUGUCUUGCUGCUGAAAGAUUCGCUAAACGAACGUGUGAAAACCACACAAAGGCUGGUGAAGACAGCAUUUGAAACAGAUUAA
Carcharodon carcharias (great white shark) is the source of this 1167-nucleotide messenger RNA. Its product is annotated as interferon-inducible GTPase 5-like. The record is from RefSeq and is a predicted model, not a curated record. Gene Ontology annotation, cellular component: membrane. Bases 1 to 1167 code for a protein of 388 amino acids. Gene Ontology annotation, molecular function: GTP binding. The transcript has a single exon. Lineage: Eukaryota; Metazoa; Chordata; Chondrichthyes; Lamniformes; Lamnidae.